Molecule: messenger RNA, 1212 nt
Organism: Talaromyces rugulosus
Lineage: Eukaryota; Fungi; Ascomycota; Eurotiomycetes; Eurotiales; Trichocomaceae
Exons: 3
Coding region: 1-1212 (403 amino acids)
Molecular function (GO): RNA binding
Source: RefSeq, a predicted model, not a curated record
AUGGGCGACAAAAAACGCAAGCGCGACGAGGCCGCCGCGGCCGCCGACCAAAAACCCAAACGAGUCAAGAACACGGCCAAGUACGAGCCCAAGGGCAACAAGGCGCGCAAGAAGGCUGCUGCUGCUGCGGGCAAAGGAGGUGCAGGACAAGGCGCGAAUGCUAUUCCUGUCAAAGCGAGGGAAAACAUUCCUGCAGAAGGAGAGGACAACAAAAAAGAAAAUGAAGAGCCGAAAGAUUUCUUCAUGAUUGAUACUACGCCAAUGGAUCAGGCGGAGGUGGAGGAGAAGCUCAAGUCGAAAAACGAUAAGAAGAAGGAGAGGGUAGCCAAGAAGCAGGAAGAAAAGGACGAAAAUGGCGAGGCAACCAAUGGAGAUGCCACUCCCGCGGUGCAACAGGGUAAAAAAGUCGGUCGCAAGACCCGGUUACAAUUACCUCCCAAGAAGGAGAGGCGAGAGGCUAAGCUGGCCAGACAAGCGGCUAGAAAGGCCGAUAAGAAGGAGAAGAAACAACUGAAGCAUGAGCAGAAUCAGAAGAAGGGAAAGAAGGGAAAUAAGGAGGAAGAAAAUGAGGAAUCCUCUUCAGACUCUUCUUCAGACUCCUCAUCCGACUCGUCGUCCGACUCUGACUCCGACUCCGACUCUGAGACUGAAAAGACUCCCAAGAAGACUCCCAAGGCCAAGGGAGCUUCCAAAGCCAAAGACACCACUGAAGCUGCUCCGACUGAAGACCAACCCACCGAGACAGGCAAAGCAGCCCGCUUCAUCGUCUUUGUCGGAAACCUUCCCUUCACCGCCAACAUCGAAUCCGUCACCGCCCACUUCUCCAAAAUCAAUCCAGUCUCGGUGCGCAUCGCAACCGACAAGAAGAAAACCACUGAAUGCCGUGGCUUUGGCUUUGUCGAGUUUGAGCAGUAUGACCGUAUGCAGACGUGUUUGAAGCUGUACCACCAUUCGUCCUUUGACGAUGGUAAGAGUCCGGCCAGGAAGAUUAAUGUUGAACUCACUGCCGGCGGCGGCGGAAAAUCCAGCACGCGCAAGAACAAAAUCAAAGAGAAAAACGAAAAACUAACAGAAGAGCGCGCCAAGAUUGCCAAAGAAAACGGCAAGAAGAAGCAGCCGCAAAAUGGAAAGGCGAAUGAGGCCAAGGAGGGCAAGCAGGGGGGCGAGGAGCUUUCUGGUAUCCAUCCGAGCCGGUUGAACAAUAUGGCAUAA